Hibiscus syriacus is the source of this 1522-nucleotide messenger RNA. RefSeq names its product putative pentatricopeptide repeat-containing protein At1g03510. The transcript has a single exon. Gene Ontology annotation, molecular function: RNA binding; protein binding. Bases 1 to 1167 code for a protein of 388 amino acids. Gene Ontology annotation, biological process: RNA modification. The record is from RefSeq and is a predicted model, not a curated record. Lineage: Eukaryota; Viridiplantae; Streptophyta; Magnoliopsida; Malvales; Malvaceae.
AUGCAAACCUCGCCGUCGCUCACUCUCGACCCUUUCGUCUUUCCCCUCGUUCUCAAAUCAUGCUCCGCUAUCCACCGCCCUCGACUCGGCUCCACCGUUCACGCUCACGCCACCAAGUCAUCUCUCCUCUCCAACCAAUUCGUCGCUUGCGCUCUUAUCUACUUUUAUGGCAAAUGCUUCUCCAUCUCUUUGGCACGCAAGUUGUUCGACGAAACCCCUCAACGAAACCCCGUUUCUUGGAGUUCCAUGAUUUCUCUCUACGCGCGCUCCGGAGACAUGGAGGUGGCAUUGGAAUUGUUUCGGUCUAUGGAUGUUGAGCCGAACGAGUCGACGUUUAAUGCCAUCAUAGCAGGUUUGAAUGAAUUGGAAGAUGGGUCUUUUAAGGCUAUUGGAUUUUAUAGAAGGAUGCAGAAAAUGGGGUUGAGGCCGAAUUUGAUUACCCUUCUUGCUUUAUUACCUGCUUGCGUUGGCGUAGCUGCAUUGAGUUUGAUUAAAGGAAUUCAUGGCUAUGCUUUUCGAAACAACAUAGAACCUCACCCGCAGUUCAGAAGUGGUUUAGUGGAAGCUUACGGGCGAUGUGGAAGUCUUGUUAAUGCACGGAAUGUAUUCCGAUGUAUAAGAGAAAGAGAUGUAGUGGCUUGGAGUAGUUUAAUCUCAGCUUACGCUUUACAUGGCGAGGCAAAGGCUGCCUUGGAAGUUUUUCAGCAAAUGGAGUUGGCAAACGUGCGGCCUGAUGACAUUACUUUUCUUGGCGUUUUAAAAGCUUGUAGCCAUUCUGGAUUAGCUGAUGAAGCAUUGGAUUAUUUUGAUAGAAUGCAUACGGAUUACAAAGUUGAAGCAAGUGCUGAUCAUUAUUCGUGUUUAGUUGAUGCAUUGAGCAGAGCAGGGAGGUUGUGUGAUGCUUACAAAGUUAUUAAAGAAAUGACUGUGAAGCCAACUGCAAAGACUUGGGGAGCGUUACUUGGUGCUUGUAGAACUUAUGGAGAAGUUGAAUUGGCUGAGAUUGCUGGGAGAGCUUUGUUUGAGAUAGACCCGUCUAAUGCAGCCAAUUAUGUGUUAUUGGCUAGGAUAUAUGCUAGUGUUGGAAGAUAUGAGGAAGCUGAGAGAAUGAGAUUGGAAAUGAAGGAAAGGGGAGUGAAGGUAGCUCCUGGUAGCAGUUGGAUUUAAAUGAUCAAGACCAACGAAGUUUCAUGGAUUUUCUUGUACCCUUUGAGAACUAGAAAGUAUGAUGAUGUUACAUUGAGCGCUUCCUGCUGCAUCUGUAACGGCUACCAUUGCCUCACUGGGAAGCGCUUGCUUUGGAUCCUAGUGAUUACUUAUCGUCUAUAUCUACCUAUCUUUCACCAGUCAAAGAAGCUUUUAGAGGUGGAGGAGGAAAUGUAAGGCGUAGCUAGCCACAGAGUUAGCUCCAAGUGCCAUCAUUAGGAACAAUUUUGGCCAUUGGAAUCCAUCUUUUUGCUAAAUUGACUGGUUCCGGAAUUUGACAUGGAUGAUAGUAUGAAGGCAGGUUAUCUAUUUCACA